Molecule: messenger RNA, 801 nt
Organism: Lactuca saligna
Lineage: Eukaryota; Viridiplantae; Streptophyta; Magnoliopsida; Asterales; Asteraceae
Source: the annotation of a GenBank genome assembly
GGUUGUGCACCUCCGCGCCCUAAUAUCCGAAUUUCUCACUUGCAUACCCGACCUGGAGCAAAACCCUACUAAGACCCCUCCCUCAGUUCUUGACGCAAAACAAUGCAGAAAAUUUUCUUGAUACGGGAUCUCAAUUCGCUCUGCGCUAAAUCGCCCUCCUUCAGUGCACACAACCCUCACUACAAAACCCCUUCAUCACUCUCCUUUGCUUUUCAUAAUUUCUAUACAUCUAAAUCCGAAUCGUCUUAUGAAACCUCUAAUUCUCAUCAUCCAGAAAACGAAAUUCAAGAUGAGAAUCCCGUCGAUGUAGAGGAUAUCAGCAGUGCAGAUCUUAAAACACAGAUAGACAAGUUUUAUAAGGGAGAUGUUGAAGCAAUACCAGCUAUUUUUGAAUCUAUAUUGAAAAGAAAGUUAUCAGGGAAGCAUGAAGAGUCGGAUGAUGAGUUGAUGAAUGAAUUCAGACAUGAUCAAACAAAUGUAGUUAGCGAUGAAGAGAUGAAUUCAGAUUCAUAUUCAGACACUGAUUCAGAUUCUGAUGAAUAGUUAAUGCAGUGAUAUGUUAGUGGACAGAAAAUAUAUUUUAAAGAGUAUAAUUUUUUAUGACAUAACAUGAUAGAAUGAGUUAUAUUAUGUUUGACAUAUCCAACAAAAAAUUGGAGAAAGGUGAGAUAGUUUGGAUCUUUCAUUUGUGCAAAAGACAUAAAUGCCUUAUUUUUGUGUUGAUUUUGUUAACAAUAUCCAACGAUCGGGGGUUCUAUUUAGAUUUAAAACUUUUAUCCUUAAAUUAUUCAUCAAACUUGC